Seminavis robusta is the source of this 1918-nucleotide messenger RNA. Lineage: Eukaryota; Bacillariophyta; Bacillariophyceae; Naviculales; Naviculaceae. The record is from the annotation of a GenBank genome assembly.
CAAGGUAAGUAAAAAUGCAAAAAUGCUCUAUUUCUCGCAAACUAGACUAGUCUAACUCCCCCUUCUCUUGUUUCCAACACCAAGACGACCAAGACCAGCAAACUUCAGUAUACCCAACCCCCUUCUUCGGCGUUGGAGAGUGGAUCUGGUCGAGUCCAGAACCAAUGCAACGACCGAGAUCUACCUGGUAGUACUCCCAAAGAAACACAACCCAGCUCAUCUAUUGUUCUUGUAGCUUCAGAUUCCACCCAUACUCCUUGAACAGAAGCAGUAGAACAAGCAUUUGAGAUCAGCUCUGACCAUGGAGCCUUUCCGACCAGUUGCUGACAGCGACAGCAGUGUUCCUGAUACUGCUACCGCCUUUUCAGAUAUGAACACAGCAGACAAUCAGGAAGGGUGCAGUCUGGUGGCUUCCGAGACCCCAUCUUCAUCAGAAGUAGACCUUGUGACUAGAGAAUCUGGUGUUCAAAGAGACAAGACCUUUCAGGAAGCAGGUCUUUCCUUGGAUCGUUUCCCUCAGUCUCCUGAUGAGGCAGAUUUGGUUGAUAAGCUAUUGGCCGAUGAAAUUGAGAAGCUGUCCUUAGAAGAGCAGGAACAAAACACUUUUGAAUUGUUCGGAAUGGCCCAAGAAAACAAGGACCCUGAGAACAUUGACGAGCUGCUAGAGCGAAUGGAGCUGGAAAUUCGAAAGAUACCAGACCGAAAAGCCUAUGAAAAAGCCAAGUAUUUGAAUGAAGAGUACGUGAUGGACAAGGAUUUCCGGGUUAUAUUUCUUCGCAGCGAUGAGUUUGAUGCCAAGUCUGCGGCACAGCGAUUUGUGCAGCAUUUUGAGGUCAAACGUGAGCUGUUUGGUGAUGGACCUCCCCUGGCCAGAAACCUACUAAUGUCUGAUCUUAGUGAAGAUGACAUGAAGGUUCUCAAAUCAGGAGCCUGGCAGCUGUUGCCUGAACGUGACGCUGCUGGCCGUCUAGUCUUGGUGCAAUGCCCUGGCUACAGGGACAACUCCAUAGCAAUGCAUUCUCAUCUACGCAGCCAAGCCUAUUUUGUGUUGAGCUUUCUCCUAACUGAGGAUGUACAACGGAAGGGCAGAGUUCUGGUAGUCUGCCUUUUUGGAGAAUCCCUGCUCAAUCUACAACAACACACACUUUUCUUCCAACUUCUUGGACUGAAAAGAAUCAGGUCAGGGGGGCCACGCAAGGUGGCUGGUGUCCAUUUCCUGUUCAGCCAAGAAUAUCUUCGUCCUUUGGUUUUUGGCAUGCAAUGGUUAGUCCAGGAGCACUUGAGAGCCAAAAUGCGUGUCCAUUUUGGGGACUUUGAACAGCUCAAAUUCAAAUUGCAGACCUUUGGAAUCCCAAUGGAUUGCUUCCCAUGCCAUCCCAACAAACCCAUUAAUCUUGAGAGUCAUCUUCAAUGGAUUCAAAGCCAACGAAAGCAGGAAGAAAAGGGCAACAAAAGUGCCGUUGAUAACAUCGUCCCCCGUCGAUUUGAUGUCCUCUUUGGGCGAGGAAAUACAAAAAAUCACACGGGCAAUGUGAGAGCUGGACACAUUUCUGACAUGUUUCGAGAGAAAUAUGAGUCGGCUGGGAAGUAUGAAAAGACAGCAAUUGCUGAACGCAUUGUCACAAUUAUACAAGAAUCUCAUGGUCGGUUUUUGAAAUGGGAAGAUGAUGUAUGGGUAGAAGUGGACCAACAAGCUGCAAGGAACAAGAUCUCCCACUUCUAUAGAAACACACACAAAAAAGGUUGCCCCAGCAAAAGCAAGGCAUCCUCCUCCUCCGAUGGCUCAGUCUCCGGUGGUUCAAAAGGGUCGGAUGGGGAGUCCCUGGCAUCAGCUUCCACCAAGAGAAUGUCAGCAAAUGCAGUCCAACAAUCAUUGCAACGAGUUCCGAAGAGGUGUGAAAGGCUUACCGGUACCUAA